AUGCAACAAAGAUUACGGUCGAUGAAGCGCCCUCUGCUUCUCGCAGCUGCGGCCACAACAACUCUCGCUGUCGGAGGCGGCUACUACGCAACCCGCAACAGAACCCACGUCGUCGACAAGGCCCUCGUCCCUCUCAAGCGCGACCAAACAGGGCGCAUCGUCCCUCCCACAUUCAGCGCAACAAAAGCCCGUGCCGAAGCCCUCGCCGAGCUGCGCCGCAGCGGCCAGCCCAAUAAAGAUACUGAGUACGACCUCCUCGUCAUUGGCGGUGGCGCUACAGGAACUGGUAUCGCUAUCGACGCCAUCACCCGCGGUCUCAAGGUCGCUCUCGUCGAGCGCGAUGACUUCUCCUCCGGCACAAGCUCCAAGAGCACAAAGCUCGUCCACGGCGGCGUUCGAUACCUAGAAAAGGCUGUAUGGAACCUUGACUACGGUCAAUUGCAGCUCGUCAUGGAGGCUCUCCGCGAGCGCAAGACUUUCCUCAACAUUGCGCCCCAUCUGUCCAGCUCGCUUCCCAUCCUACUUCCCCUCCAGAAGUGGUGGGAGGCGCCCUACUUCUGGGCCGGCACCAAGGCCUACGAUCUCCUCGCUGGCUCCCAGGGUCUCGAGAGCUCUUACUACAUGAGCAAGAACAAGGCCAUGGAGGCUUUCCCCAAGCUGCGCAGGGAGAAUAUGGUCGGUGCUCUGGUUUACUACGAUGGCCAGCACAACGACUCCCGCAUGAACGUCGCUCUCGCUAUGACAGCUGCGCAAUACGGUGCCACCGUUCUCAACCAUGUUGAGGUUACCGGUCUCGAGAAGGAUGCCAACGGCAAGAUCAGCGGCGCUCAAGUCCGCGAUGUCCUCGCUUCCAAGAACGGUGACUCUGCCAACGCUGAGCCCUUCAAGGUCCGCGCCAAGGGUGUUGUUAACGCUACUGGUCCCUUCACCGAUGCUAUCCACCAAAUGGAUGACCCCUCUCGCAAGCCUAUCGUCGCCCCUGCUUCAGGUGUGCACGUCAUGCUUCCCAAGGACAUCUGCCCCAACGGUAUCGGUCUCCUCGACGCUGCUACCUCAGAUGGCCGUGUUAUCUUCGUUCUUCCCUGGCAAGGAUUCACCCUCGCUGGUACCACCGACAACCCCUGUGAGGUCGAGCGCGCACCCGUUGCUCAGCAGAACGACGUUGACUUCAUUCUCCGUGAAGUCAGCAAGCUUCUGACUCCCGAGUCCGCUCUUUCCCGCAAGGACGUCCAGGCUGCCUGGUCUGGCAUCCGACCUCUCGUCAAGAACCCCAACGCGAAAAACACCGAAUCCCUCGUCCGGAGCCACCUCAUCACCACCUCUCCCUCCGGUCUCCUCACAUGUGCCGGUGGCAAGUGGACUACAUACCGUGAGAUGGCUGAGGACACUGUCAACGAGGCCGUCAAGAUGUUCGAGCUCAAGCCCCAAGCUGUCUCUCUCCCCGACAUCAGCGGUGCCAACGCAAGCGGCUUCACCACCUCUGGCCUUUGCUGCACUCGCAACAUUCCUCUCAUUGGCGCCCACGGAUACUCUACUUCUCUGGCCUCUCAGUUGAUGGAGAUGUACCCCAUCGACGCCGACGUUGCUGACCACCUCGCUCACAACUACGGCGAUCGCGCCUGGACUGUCCUCUCCACCAACCCCUCCCUCAACACCCGCCUUGUCUCCGGUCUUCCCUACCUCGAGGCCGAGGUUGCCCAUGGUAUCCGCAAUGAGGCUGCCUGCACUGUUGCCGACAUCAUCGCUCGCCGCACCCGUCUCUCAUUCCUCGACUCCAGCAAGGCUCUCCAGGCUCUCCCCCGCGUCAUCGACAUUGCCGCUACUGAGCUCCAGUGGUCCAAGGCCCGCAAGGCCCAAGAGAAGGCUGACAGCAUUGCUUUCCUCGCCUCUAUGGGUCUCGAGCAGAUGACCGACGCGCCUGUCCAGGCCUCUCAACAGGAGCGCAUGCCCGCUCGUCAAAUUGAGCACAGCCAACAGCGCCCCGCUCGCGUCGGUGGUCUCGAAGUUGACCUCAACGGUCUCGGCAGCACUAGCUCCUACAGCAAGUCCCGCGACGACUAA
Fusarium pseudograminearum CS3096 is the source of this 2061-nucleotide messenger RNA. RefSeq lists its product as uncharacterized. Gene Ontology annotation, cellular component: glycerol-3-phosphate dehydrogenase (FAD) complex; mitochondrion. Gene Ontology annotation, biological process: glycerol-3-phosphate metabolic process. Gene Ontology annotation, molecular function: glycerol-3-phosphate dehydrogenase (quinone) activity. The coding region runs from base 1 to 2061 and encodes 686 amino acids. The record is from RefSeq and is a predicted model, not a curated record. The transcript has 2 exons. NCBI's taxonomy places the organism in Eukaryota, Fungi, Ascomycota, Sordariomycetes, Hypocreales, Nectriaceae.